This is a messenger RNA of Hypanus sabinus (Atlantic stingray), 1401 nucleotides long. RefSeq names its product embryonic protein UVS.2-like. NCBI's taxonomy places the organism in Eukaryota, Metazoa, Chordata, Chondrichthyes, Myliobatiformes, Dasyatidae. The transcript has 6 exons. Bases 1 to 945 code for a protein of 314 amino acids. The record is from RefSeq and is a predicted model, not a curated record.
AUGUUGGGUCUCCUAAUGAGUUUUAAGGUGGAUGAGUCCCCAGAGCCUGAUGGGAUUUGUGCCUGUUUAUUGAAGGAAGCAAGAGUUGAGAUUUGGGGGGCCUUGACCAGUAUCUUUGUGCCCUCUCUAGCUACAGGCAAAGUCCCUGAGGACUGGCGAGUGGCUAAAACAUGUGGAGGAAUGUUAAUGAAGGAUCAAGGACUUCUCAAAUCUCCAGGAUUUCCAGAUUUAUAUCCAAACAAUCUUCAUUGCAUAUGGCUAAUUAGAACACCGAAUUAUAAAAAUAAAAUUUUCUUGCAAUUUACUAAAUUUCAAGUAGAACAGUUUAUUAACUGUUAUUCCGAUCGUGUAAUAAUUUAUGACGGUGGAAGUUUAGAGUCUACUGUCCUUGAUGGACCAACUUGUGGUUCAGAAAAUCCAGCAGUAGUAUCAUCUGAAGGAUCUUUAUUAGUCGAAUUUUUCUCCUCACGCACAUGGAGAGCAUAUGGUUUCAGUGCAAAGAUUCAAUUUGUUGAAUGUGGUUACACAUUGACAAACAAAAAGGGCAAUAUUGAUUUUAGAGCUUGGAAAAAAGAUGAUUUAAAACACAAAUGUUGGUGGGCCCUGCUAAUACCAAGAUCAUUUAAGAUAGUCUUCACAUUAAUUACAUUGCACAUCAGGAGUAAUGAAAACUGUACAGCGGACUACUUGGCCAUCCAUGAUGUUGCUGCAAAUCCUCAUACACUUCUUGGAAAGUACUGUGGAAAGCUAUCCGAGCCAGUCACUUUCACCUCAACUGGAAGGACACUUGUACUAGAAUUGUCUCAUUUAAAGUCAGAUCUUGGAUGGGGAUUUUCAGCUGAAUACAAAUCUAUUAUAACUUCUGUCAUGUUUAUAGUGGCUUCGGGUCAACAGCGAACAUAUUUUGUAAUGGUCUGUCUCAUAACCAACAUUGCCUUGUCAUAGAAAACAAAACAGAGCCUAUCACACUACUAUCCCAUGAGCAAACUAUCAAUCAGAAAUCAAACUUAGCAAACUGCUGAUGUUAUAAAGCAUGCACUUCUAUUCUCUCUUUCCUUCUGAAUGUAGCAGGUGAGAUAAAAAUUUGAAUGCAUGUAAAACUCUUGAAAAUCUUCAGUUGUAGGUUUUUGUUUCAGUUUUGUUAUUUCUUGCUGCUUUUGAAGUCCUUGCAUUUAACUUGGUUAGAUUUGAUCACAAUUUCUGCCAGCUGUAACUUGGCAGAAAGUUAAGUGCUGUCUAUAUAUAUUGCAGAGGUGUGAACAUGCAUUGUGACAACCAGUAUUUAAAAGAAAAGUAAUUCUAGUAAAUGUCUUUCAGAUUUUGGCAAUCACUUUUCCUUUCAUCUAUACUCCAAUUUGGUUCUUGGACUAUUUAGAAUAUUAAGUUUAUAUUUUCCUUUCU